Gekko japonicus is the source of this 1118-nucleotide messenger RNA. RefSeq names its product regulator of G-protein signaling 19 (gene RGS19). The coding region runs from base 114 to 782 and encodes 222 amino acids. The transcript is spliced from 5 exons. The record is from RefSeq and is a predicted model, not a curated record. NCBI's taxonomy places the organism in Eukaryota, Metazoa, Chordata, Lepidosauria, Squamata, Gekkonidae.
CAUCCCAUAAGCCUCGAAGGCCCUAGGAAGGGCGGACCUCAGCAGGGCGUGCGGCCAAGCCUUGGCCAGAAAAAGCCGCCACGGUGGGCCAGGUGGGCGAAACAGAACUGUCCAUGCCGACUGUUUAUGAAGUGGGGAAACAGUACCCAGAUCCAGAGUAUCCGGAGAGACCCCUUCCAAUGUCCCGGCAUGAGACUUCUCCGACAGCACUGCAACGGGCUAGCACCAACCAGCGCCCCAACCCCUGCUGCUUCUGCUGGUGCUGCUGCUGCAGCUGCUCGUGGAAUGAAGAUCGCGAGCGAGCGUGGCGGGCGUCACGAGAAACCAAACUGGAGACCAUCCCAAACUGUGAAGCCUGCUCCAAACCGACCACCGAGGAGGUCAAGGGUUGGGCCCAGUCGUUCGACAAGUUGAUGAAGAACCCGGCCGGCAGGAACGUGUUCCGGGAAUUCUUACGGACUGAGUACAGCGAGGAGAACAUGCUCUUUUGGUUAGCGUGCGAGGAGCUCAAAAGCGAGUGUAACAAGCAGUCCAUAGAGGAGAAGGCGCGGGUGAUAUACGAGGAUUAUAUCUCCAUCCUGUCACCGAAAGAGGUCAGCCUGGACUCCCGCGUGCGCGAAGGCAUCAACUGCAAGAUGCAGGAGCCGUCCCCGCACACCUUCGACGACGCGCAGCUACAGAUCUACACGCUCAUGCAUAGAGACUCCUACCCACGGUUCCUGAGUUCAGCCAUAUACAAAUCGUUAGUCCAGAGCGUCUCACGGUCGUCUUCGGAGUCCUAAGGUCCUCUCGCCUUUCCCGGGGGGCGCAGACAUGACGGGACAAUUCUCCUUCUCCACAGGACGGGGGCGAUGGAGAAAACGGACCUCAACCUGUGAUCUUGUGCCACCGAUGGAGCGAAAACGGCUCCCCGAAUCCCACAAACACCUUAGUUUUUGACUUCUGCCUCCUCGUCCGGCCACGGGAACGCUCACUCUGUUAAUCUUGCCCCGUCUGCAUCCACGGAAGGGUGGGCAAUGGCUCCUACUGUCAUGUGAACGUCAAACUCAGGCCUUCUGCUUUUACUACUGAAUCCAUGCUGGCCCGUGUGGAAAAAUAAGAAAAUGGAGGGGUGCGGG